This is a messenger RNA of Cetraspora pellucida, 348 nucleotides long. The record is from the annotation of a GenBank genome assembly. NCBI's taxonomy places the organism in Eukaryota, Fungi, Glomeromycota, Glomeromycetes, Diversisporales, Gigasporaceae.
AUGAGUAGUGUAGUGGUCCCGACCACUUUCCAAAUCAUAGAAUCAACUGAACAGACCUUCUUGUUGGGUAUGGAUUGGUUUCGUCAAACUGGAGAAAUCCUACCAGCUCCUCUCGCAAUAAAAGUCGAGCCUAAGAAGUUGCAAAAAACAGAUAAUGAAAACCCAUUCGACAAUUUCAAAUUUGACGAUGAAGAUUUAGAUAAAGCAGAAGGGUUCUUGACCAACCAAUGUAGCGAUUUGAAGUUGUACAACAAUCUGUGGCUUGACCAUGAAAGUCCUGCUGUGUAUUUGUCUGGCAUCGAAAGCAUCUCUGUAGAGGAAACUGAGGAAGAAAAAAAAACGCAAUAG